CUCUAAAUAGCAUCGCCCGCCCGCGCGGGAGACCACCCGUCCCCCGCGCCUUUUCCCGCUAGCUAACGCACGGCACAGCACCGCACCACAAGGCGCGCUCUGCUUCUCUCUGCAGCGCUAGCGAGCCCUCGUCUUCCCCUUCCCCAUUAUUCCCGGGAUACCCCUGUGCUGCGACUGCGGCCCGCCCCACCCAACUACCGCCUCCUCCUCGUCGCUUCCGAGUCUCUAGCAAGCCGCGAGGUGCAGCAACCAGGGCCGGGGCCAGGCUAUGGGGAAGUACAUGCGCAAGAGCAAGGUGUCCGGGGAGGUGGCCGUCAUGGAGGUCCCCGGCGGCGCGCUGCUCGGCGUCCGCACCCGUUCCCGCACGCUCGCGCUGCAGCGGGCGCAGAGGCCGCCGGAUAACGGGGAGGUAGAGGAGGCAGGGGAGUACCUGGAGCUCAGGAGCAGGAGGCUCGAGAAGCCACACCCUCCGACGCCGGCCAAGGAGGCAGCGCCACCGGCCAGGAGGGGCGCUGGGAGGAAGGGCUCCGCGGCGGCCACCGCGCCGGCGGAAGACGAGGUCGAGGUCUCCUUUGGGGAGAACGUGCUCGACUUGGACGCCAUGGAAAGGAGUACCAGAGAGACAACGCCUUGCAGUUUGAUUAGGAACUCAGAAACGAUAAGCACCCCAGGAUCCACAACUAAAAGUAAAACCAGCAACUCGAUGACUUCCCGCCGCAGAAUGGAAGCCUCAUUUUGCCGUUUUAUACCUAGUUCUCUUGAGAUGGAAGAGUUCUUCGCAGCGGCUGAACAACAGGCGCAACAUACUUUCAGGGAGAAGUACAACUUCUGUCCUGUGAACGACUGCCCACUUCCUGGACGGUACGAAUGGGCGAGGCUAGACUGCUAGAUUAUCAUCACAAGAGCUCCACUGAUCUGAUAUGUCUUCACGAAUGACCAUCACCGUGGCGAAGGCGCAACAGGACUGCAUUAGCUUUCUUCUCUGUUGUAAAAAUUUAGAGUAGUUAGCCUGUAGUAGCUCAAUGAUCUUGUGUAACAAACAGGAGCGACGAUGAGUUACACCCUGAUCCCCAACCUCACUGUAACCGUUAACUGCUCAUGCUGUAAAGAACCACCUCAUGUAGGCCUAGCUUAAUCAUCUGUUCCUAGUUGUUGAAUUAA
Phragmites australis (common reed) is the source of this 1161-nucleotide messenger RNA. Its product is annotated as cyclin-dependent kinase inhibitor 5-like. Gene Ontology annotation, molecular function: cyclin-dependent protein serine/threonine kinase inhibitor activity. Gene Ontology annotation, cellular component: nucleus. Lineage: Eukaryota; Viridiplantae; Streptophyta; Magnoliopsida; Poales; Poaceae. Gene Ontology annotation, biological process: negative regulation of cyclin-dependent protein serine/threonine kinase activity. The record is from RefSeq and is a predicted model, not a curated record. The transcript has 3 exons. Bases 269 to 889 code for a protein of 206 amino acids.